Molecule: messenger RNA, 1182 nt
Organism: Closterium sp. Naga37s-1
Lineage: Eukaryota; Viridiplantae; Streptophyta; Zygnematophyceae; Desmidiales; Closteriaceae
Source: the annotation of a GenBank genome assembly
AUGUCCGACGUUGGUCCCCCAACCGACCACAAUCAGACCUCUACUCCCGAAGAGACACUCAAGUUACUCUACGAUCUUGACGCACUGACACAGAUUCCAGAAGGGGAGUUCACCAAGGACAUUCCCCCACCGCCGAUAGGGGAGUUUACGAAGCCAUCUAGUAAGUCGACCCCGGCGCAAGAUGGGCAGCCUGGACCUUCGUCGGUACCGGCCGGCUCAGCAAACGAGGUUGAUGACGAGGAGGAGGAGGAGGAGGAGGAGGAGGAGGAGGAGGAGGAGGAGGAGGAGGAGGAGGAGGAGGAGGAGGAGGAGGAGGAGAGCGACGACGAAUACAACGAGCGUCCUCCGCGUAGCACGAAUCCGCACACCUUGGAAGAACGCAUCCGGCGGGAACAUGAAUACAUAGAUAACCUGCUUGAACAGGACGAGGAGGAGGACGAGCAGAACAUGGCGGUGCCACGCGAACAGUGGAGAGCGGCAGACUUCGUCGAGGAUGACAUGGUUUAUGCAUGCAUCGACAUGCUGGUCAUAGACGCCCUACGCCACCUACAAACCUUGGAGAAGAAUAGCACACUAAGGCUGUACACCUCGUUCAUCUACCACUACAAGAGGAAUUGUGCCGACCGGCGUUGCGGCACCAUCGGCAAUACCUACACCGCCGAACAGUUCAGCCAGAUCAUGAUGAAGGUGCUGCCGACAUGGGCGGCGUCGGCGUGGAACCCGCGGUCAACCGCUCCUUCGCAGACACCGUGGCGAUUUCUGCUCACCAAGGCGCUCACGCUACUCUCCCACCACACUCUCCUGCGAGGGGCCAGCAUCCGCGAGAUCACGCUCCCCGACAUCUUCUUGUACCAACUAGCUAGCACCUCGUCGGUGAACCCAGAGAACCAGCCGGUCGUCAUGGUGAUCGCCGUGCGGAACUCGAAGACUUCCAAGGAUGCCCGUCUUCAGCAGAGCUACGCGUUGCGACACCUGGAAGCGGAGUUGUGCGCUGUCGGCGAGACCGGCAUGUGGUUGCACUUCAUCCUCGACCAGAUCGGGCAGUUCAACGGCGUCGACUUCCUUCCGCCGCUUGACACCACCGAACGCGAACGCUGGUACAAGAAGCACCUCUUCUUCGCCCGCAACGACAAGGAGCAAAAAGAGCUCUCCGCCACCAGCCACCAACGUUGGACGCGGUAG